Molecule: messenger RNA, 3902 nt
Organism: Trifolium pratense (red clover)
Lineage: Eukaryota; Viridiplantae; Streptophyta; Magnoliopsida; Fabales; Fabaceae
Exons: 3
Coding region: 819-3575 (918 amino acids)
Source: RefSeq, a predicted model, not a curated record
AAAAAUAAAGAUAUUAUUAUACGUAGAUGAAUGAAGAAGAAAGAAUUAAAAUGAUUAUGGAAGAAGAUUACUCCAAAUCCAAACACUGUCUUCAUUGCAAUUCUUUACUUCGCUUUUAAACUACGUGCGUUUUCUUUUCUUGAUUACGUUUCGUAUCUUUCUCUUCAUUAUUUGAAUCACUUUCGUUUUUUCUUUUUCUUCUUCUCUUUUUAGGUAAGUUCUUAUGUUCAUGAUUCCAUACAAUUUUUCUUUGUUUUUGGAUUUAACUGUCAUAUUUUUCUAAAUUUAUAUAUUAUUAUGUUAAUUGUUUUUUAUGAGGUAUGUAAUUUGAAAAUGAAGGAAACUUUUUUAUUGGUGAUUUAUGAUUUGUUUGUUGAAUCUGGAAUGUGAAUUUUGUUUGUUUAUGAUUUUUUGUAUGAAGAUUGUAUGUUUCUGCUUUUGUUCUUGUUAAAAAUGCUUUCUUGGAAGCCAAACAGGGCUUUAUCUUUAUGUAAAUUCUGUUUUAUUAAAUCAGAUUUUUUUUUUGGUUUUUUUUUAUUUGUUUGAUUUUGGAGCUGUGUUGUUGAGUAUUAGAAAUCCAUCAUUUUCGUUAUUAAUUUACUGGUACAUAUCAUAGUCAUGUAUAUUUCAGUAUUUAUUGUAUGUGUACUAGUAGUAGUGUAGUACUAGUAGUUGAAUUGUAGGGUUCUGUUUUGGAUGUGAUUAUGUAUUAACUCUUCGGUUUCAAGGGAAGGGGCUCUGGUAAUCUGAAGUUCGGUUAAGAAUAAUUGCAUCAUGUGCUUAUGAGUGAAUUGUGAAGUUUGAGGAUUUGUUGUGUCAUGCCAAUCAAUAUACAACCAAGUAAUGAAUUUAUGAUACCUUCUGAGGAAAUGGUAUUUGGGUUUGAAUUCAAAAAGCUCGGCUCAAAACGGUAUAGCAGUUCAAAGAAAGCUGAAGAAAGUUCUACAUUGCCACAGUUGAAUCGAAGUCCGAACCCAAAGGGUGCGGAUAAGUUGAGGUCAAAGAGUACUGUUGGUCCACGAUGCAGUGAUCCGAAACAGAAAGAAAAGCAGGAUGCAGAAGGAAACAUUCGGACCCUCGAAUCUGCUAAGAGAAGUGGAAAUGAAGGGGAUGAGCUUGUCAAGCACAUGUCUAACUUGCCAGGUUAUCUCCUGCAUAAUGAUAGAUUGGAAAAUGUUCAAGAGAAAGCAUUCAAUGUUGGUGUUCUAGAUUGGUCUCGACUCGAGAAUUGGAAGCACAAGAAUAUACCAGAAGAACUAACCAGUCGUUUCACACCAUUCAAUAGAGGCGGAUCAUCAUCAAGAAUAGCGACCAAAUCAUCCACCAGUGCUGGUGGCAAGGAAAAACUUGAUGACAAGAGAGGUUCACGACGUACCAGACCAAAUAACAGGGAAUCACUUCCUCAAAGUAGCAAACUUCACUUGGAGAAUGUUGAACGAUUUGAAUCUUCUAGAAGUGGAACAAAGAGCAUAGGAAAUGAGCAGAGGAGGAAUGACCAUAUUAAAAGAACUUCAGAUGUUGGAAAUUCUGCAUCGAACUCGAGGCACCGCAGGGUCUCAUCUUCUGUUCCUAAUGAAAAUGCAAAUGGUAAGGACAGGGAUGACGAAUACAGCCACAAGAAAAAAGAGAGAAAUCAUAAGUCCAUCUCUGAUAUGGGACAACCAUCAGUAAAACCAAAAAGUAAAGGGGCCUCAUUAAGUUCUAAGAAAAUGAGUUCCGCUGACAGCGAAUCCAGGGAAGAAGUGAAUCAGUUGCAGGAGUCAGGUUUUGACGAUAGCAGUAAACAUGACUUUAGCAAGCCAGGUAAUAUUGUGCUGCUUUAUCCCCAUGAAAUUCCCGGCUCAAGUUCUUCAGAUGAUUUUCGGCUUUCUGAAUUCAGAACAUCAUCGGAUGAAAAUUGCCCAGAAUCAAGCCGUAGCAGUUUGUCAUAUGUUUCCAUUCUUGAGGAUGUUGACAUUAGCAAUGUAGGUCCUGAAAUCCAACUUUCAAGUGGCCACUGUUCUGUGGUUGAGCAUGCUUCUUUUUCUGGCCCAAUGCAAUAUGGGAUUGGUACUGACCUCGGUACAAACCGUUCUUCUGCAGUUUCUGAGACUUCUGCUUCGAAAAUAAAUAAGAUGUCUGGUCUGCAAUCCGAAGCUGCUUGCUUUGAAAAGGAUGUGUUAGACAAUAAGCCGAGCAAUCAGUCUGCUUUCAGUAAUCUGGUAGAAUCAUUGGACCAAGAAACUGCUGAGCUGAUUUCUCAUAAGGGAUCAAAUCCAUCCCACAACCGUCGGUUUAGCUUCAGCUUGAGUCGAAUUGGAAGAAGUUUCAGUUUCAAAGAAGGCCCCGCAGUUUCACAAUUUAGUUCGAAGUAUGGUUGUUCACAGUCUGGCCCAGUGACUCCUGAGUCUUCUAUUCGUUGGGAUAAUUCAAGCAAAGAGAAGACAAAUGGUCAAAACAGAACAAGAUCAAGCCCUCUUAAGAGGUUAUUAGACCCUAUAUUGAAACAUAAGACGGUGGCAUCAGACACACACCAUUCAGGUGACAGGAGUCGGAUGCAAAAGAGAAGCAUGAGUUCAACCAGUUUCAGUGUCAAUGAAUCACUGCAGGAUGAAAAGAGAAAGGUAUCAUCAAUCCAAGGUCUAUUGCAGCUAACAAUAAAAAAUGAAAUGCCAUUGUUUAAGUUUGUGCUAAACGACGAAAAAAAGAUUUAUGCUGCUACCAAGAAUAGUUUAGCAUCACCGGAGAAGAAUGAUUUGGGCUGCUGUUUUACAUUCUACAGUGUUAAUGAAAUUAAGAAAAAGAGUGGUGGAUGGAUGAGUCAUGGAAAUAAAGAAAAAAAUUGUGGUUAUGCAUACAAUGUUGUCGCGCAGAUGAAAUCUUCUAGCUCCAAAAUUACUGAAGUCAUCAAUCAGAACUCGAUGAGACAGCAUAUGGUUAAAGAAUAUGUCCUAUUAGGUGUUGAAAUCAACCAGACAGAUCAAGGACCACCAAAGUUAAUUCCAAGCAUGGAGCUUGCAGCUGUUGUUGUCGAGACCUCGUGUGAAAAUUUGAGCAACAAACGACUGCAUAAUAAUGAUUUUCUGAAGAAAGGGGAAAAUGAUAGCUCUACAGUUAUACUUCCAGGUGGUGUACAUGGUUCACCAAACAAAGGUGAACCUUCAUCCUUACUCCAUAGAUGGAAAACUGGGGGAUCAUGUGAUUGUGGAGGUUGGGACAUUGGUUGCAAACUGCUUGUGCUUCGCGAGCAGAAGCAAAGUUCAAACAUCCUGAGAAGUUACAAACCUUACCAGGAUCAUUUCCAGCUUUUUGUUCAGGAAGGAGCUGAGAAAGACACACCCCUUUUUACUUUGUUGCCAUUGAAGAAUGGAUUCUACUCAGUUGAAUUCAGUUCAACAAUCGGUCAUUUACAGGCAUUCUUCAUUUCUGUUGCUUUGUUAAGCUGCCAGAAACAAUCAGGCUCCUUGGAAAUUGGUAGCAUGCGUGAAGAGAUCCUUAAGGAACCAAGUUCCAAUAAUAGCAGCAGCAGACAUCUGGGGAAAGCACCCAUAAAAUAUACUCCAAUUCCACCUCUUUCCCCUGUUGGCAGAGUUUAAACCAUUGUUGUUAAAUAACGGCUACAGCAUAGCGGAAAUUGAACAAAUUCCUAUUGUUCCAUGAUACGCUAUUUAAUAGAAAAUGUUUUUAAAUAGUGUCUAUAGCAAUGCUAUAUCACUGUUGCAUAGCACAGUUUGAACAAACCGUUAUUUUCCGCCGCGGUCCGACAACAAUGGUUUAAAAUUUAGAAGAUAUUUUUUUCAGUAGUUAUUAGAUGUUGAGAUCUUCAAAUAGUUGAGGAAUAGCUAGCUAGUUAAUGGCAUUGCAAAAACAUUGUAAAUGUUGUUCUUGCAGUUUCAUUUUUACACUUUUAGCACUUUCCUUUA